Molecule: messenger RNA, 1786 nt
Organism: Archocentrus centrarchus (flier cichlid)
Lineage: Eukaryota; Metazoa; Chordata; Actinopteri; Cichliformes; Cichlidae
Product: piggyBac transposable element-derived protein 3-like
Exons: 4
Coding region: 474-1211 (245 amino acids)
Source: RefSeq, a predicted model, not a curated record
CCAUCCCUGUGAGCACAUUUUAUCGAAAGAAGAAAGAAAUCAGCUCACUGACUGAGGCAGAGAAAAUCCUAAACAGGAUUAUUGAUGGAGACUCAGACAUAGAUUUGUCAGAUGAGGAGGACCAAGAGGGACAGAUUGACGGUGAUUUUGAGGUCGGGAGUUCAGAGGAUGAGGCAUCAAGUGAGGAAGAGGAGAGUGAAGUUGAGGAUGCACGGGCCCGUCGCCCACUUUGGACCAAAACUAACACGUAGGCUUCUGAGACAAGAGUAGAUAAGCUUAGACAGAUAAGAGUAUUUUUUUGGAUGAACUAUCACUUUUAGAGGACAUAAUUAUUUAAUGUAUUUGUCUGUCUCUUAAGAUUCCUGCCUGUGCUGGAAGACUCCGGAGAGGUUGUCUGUACUGCCCCAAACCGUGUAGACUGGCCACCAUCAAAAUACUUUGAGCAGUACAUUGACAACAAAGUUUUUGAGGACAUGUCCUUUUGCACAAACCAGAGACAGAUUCAGGUGUCAGGCUCAAGUCUGAAUACAACACCUGAGGAGAUUAAGACCUGGUUUGGAGUCUCAGUGUACAUGGCAUGCCUUGGUUACCCAAAAAUCAAAAUGUAUUGGGCCAAAAAAACAAGAGUGCCAAUAGUUGCUGAGUCGAUGACAAGGGAUCGCUUUUUCAAGAUCAGAUGUUCUUUGAAAAUCACUAAUGAUCUUGAUGUAACUGAAGAAGAGAGGAAGCUCAAUAUGCUUUGGAGAGUCAGUCCACUUUUGAAGAAGGUGCAACAAGGUUGCCUAAACCUACCCAGGCCAGGAAAUGUUUCCAUUGAUGAACAAAUGAUUCCCUUUACUGGUCGAUGUCCAGUCCGUCAAUUCGUUCCUGGCAAGCCAAAUCCAACCGGAUUGAAGGUGUUUGUUCUCGCUACUCCAACUGGAAUUGUAUUGGAUUUUGAAGUCUACCAAGGAAAAAACACCUUUGUCGGCAGAGACACAGGACUUGGAAUAGGAGCAAAUGCAGUUCUUCGGUUGACUGAGUCCAUUCCCAGGGGAACUCACCUGUACUUUGACAGGUAUUUCACCUCAAUAAAAGUACUGGAUAAAUUGCUAGAAAUGGGUCUGCCUGCAAGUGGACUGUACGCACAAUCCUACACUUCUUCGAUCUGGCUAUCACCAACUCCUGGUUACAGUAUAAGGAAGACAGCCAAGCUUUGGCACGACCUAUGAAGAAAACUCUCCAAUACCAUGACUUCAAACUGCUCUUAGGUGAGGAACUGAUUGCCCAGGGGCAGUCAGGCCAACCUAAUCCAAUUGAAUCUGAUGCGUCGAAUGAUGAGGAGUACGUUCCAUCACAGAAGAGAAGGAGGCCCCAGCCAGAUAAGGAAGUGAGAAAGUAUGGAGCUGUCCAUUUGCCACAGAUGAUGGACAAUCCUAAUAGUUCCAGGUGCAGAGCAGAAGGGUGCACUGGAAAAACCUACAUAAAGUGCAUCAAAUGCAACAUGUACCUCUGCAUCUCAAAGAAGAAGAACUGCUUUAUGGACUACCACAAACCAAAACAGAACUAACACACCUGAUUAAACUACACUAAUCAGCUUGCUUUUGAUAAGCUGAAUGAGGUCCCUGGAAAUCUGAACCACUGGCUUGAAUGGUGUAGCCAUUUGAAAUUUACAGCACUAAAGAUUGUCAGAGUUCAGAGGUAAAUGUAUGCCUCGAAAUGUGUUCAUAUUUGCCACAAGAGAGUCCCGAUGUCCUCUCCAAAGGACAUACUCUAAAAAAUAAAUAAAAACAUGUUUUGAAAUUUU